UUGGGUAAAUAUAAUUUUGUCAAAAAAAGAUUGGGUCAGAAAAGCGGUUUCGGGAGCUGUAACCUGAAUUAUAAAUCUAAAAGAACGAGGAGAGAUGGCCUGAGGUUUUCUGAAAGAGAAAGAAAAUAAAGUGUAACAAAAGCCUUUUGUACUACCAAUCCCAUACAAGAUCACAGUUGAUACUGACCAAGCUCCGAUUGUAUAUUCUAUAUUAGAAUAUAUACUUUCAUUUCACAAUGGCUACUCGUCACAAUCCAGUUGACCCUAACCAGCUACUCAAGGCUCUCUCGUCACUUCUAAAUAAAGAUGGAGGCAUCAAGGGAGUCACGGAGGUCACCAAAAUACUAAUAUUAAUGAAGAGUGCAAAAAAGAUGGUUAGUCGGUGUAUCUACAUGCAUAUACUUAUUGCCACGAAAGAGAGUGAAGUGCAAGAAAAGUUUAUAUCAGCGGGUGGGUGGGAGCUUCUAAACAUCUGGCUUCAGGAUGCAAAGAUGCAGGAAUAUAACCCAAUCAUCAUGAAACUCAUUGAAGUCUUCAAAGAACUUCCUGUUACCAUCGAUAUCCUCAAGAAAAAUAAUACUGCCAAAAUUAUCAAGUCAUUUAGCAAAGCUGAAGGCGAAGAUGAGCUCAAAGCAAUGGCAGAUGACCUAGUCACAACAUGGAAAGGAGUUAUCAGGACUUCAAAUACUACUGACAGUGCCAAGGAGAAGUCACCUAGUGUGAAGAAGAAGCUAAAACCAAAGAAAGUGGAGAAAUCCCUCAGCAACGACCGAGAUGCGGACGACGAGAGCGAGGAACCUGUCGCCAAGAAGUCGCGGCUUGGCUCCGGGGACGGCGAGCCCAUGGACACCAGCGAUACGAGUAAGCCAUCCAGGGUGAGGCAUCCGAGCGAUUCAAGAAUGACGAGAGCCGGAGCGUCGAAGACUGCUUCCAGGAAGAACUCCAGUGAGGAGCCCGUUAAGAAGGAGGAGGGGAAGAAAGAGGAUGGGGUGAAGAAGAAGAGGGCAGCCAUCAUGAGACCGGCACAUACCAAAAUGCGAUCGACAGGAUUAGAGAAGCAAUCUGACCUACCUCUACCGAAGUUCAAGAAGAAGACACCUGCUCCUGUCCCCCCUCCCAAGGUGGAGAAACCUAUUCCAACCAUAACAAUAAAAAAGGAUGGCCCGAUCUUCAGCAAAUCACUGUCUCCCACUGAGAAGAGGACGAGACCAGAUGAACUCCCAAAACCAUCAUGUCAGGGUCAUGGUCAUGGCAAGAUUAAGAUCAUUCCUGCUAAACACAAAUUACAAGAGAGUUCUGGCUUCCUAGAUGCCCUAAACAAUGCUCCAAGUCUGGUGGUCAAGAAGAAGAUCCCCAAGAAAGUCGCAAGAACCAACUCCACAGGCUCCACCAAGGCCAAGAGCCCUACACCUCCAGAGGAGAUUAAAGUGGAACCACCGAAAUUUUCUUUCUACUCGUCCAACCAACCGGCUGAAGAUGAGAAGAAGGCGGAAGAUGAAGCGGAGAAGAAGACGGAGACAGUUACCAAGGACACCACCAAAGAGGAAGGUGACAUUGGAGAUGAUUGGAACGAGGAGAGACCUAUCACCAUCGGAAAGAGCAAUCUCAAGUUUGGUCCAUCGAAGAGCAAGAAGAAAGUGAGAUGGAAGGAGGAGACUGAUUUAGUUGAUGUUUAUUAUUUUGAGCUUGAUGAGACAGAGAGAGUCAAUGUUAACAGGAUCAAAGACUUCCAAGAUGCUAUGCAGAUAGAGAAGAUGAUGGAGAAACAGGCCAUUAAGAAUGCCAUUAAGAUGGGCGGUCAGGCUCCGACGGAUGAGGAGGAAAAACAAAAUGGCAACACAACUUUGGAAUACUUCCCCUGGAGACGUCCAGCUAAGAUGGAUAUUCCCGGCACAGUGGUGUCCUAUGGUACGAAUAGUCAGGAGAAGACUGUCCAGGCCAAGAGAGAACAGACGGUCCUUAGAGAGAUCUUCUUUGAUCAGAUGAAUCUACCAUUGACUCCCAAGGAACCAGACCCUGAAGCCAAGAGAGGUUUUGAAGAAACCCGCAUCAUACCUCUUGAAGAUGAGGCAAGUGGGGAUGUUCCUGCUCAAGAACCCAUCUUCCCCCAAGAACCGUUCAUGCCCCAUGGUCCCGGCGCUCCCAGUGGGAUGGGGCACGGCAUUGGGGGACCUGGGCUACUAGGGCCCUCACCAGGGGCACCACACCAUAUGCCACUCCAAGGCGGGCACCCAGGGGGUUCCCCGCGAGGUCCCAUGCAACAGCAGCAAAGACCACCAGGCCAAGGGAACACCCCGCCCUCGCCAAACACCACUAUCAAGAAUGUCCAGAAUCUAUUGGCAACCUUAUCAGAGGGUGGACCUGACAGCGCCGGAAGUGAUCUCCUGAAGAAAGAAAACCUUGACAAACUGAAAGAAAUGCUGGAACCUUUCAAAAACCAGAAUCCAGGUGAUAACCAACAGCAAGAUGGAGGUAAUGCACCCCCAUUCCACCCUGGACAAGGUCCAGGACAUGGUCCAGGUGGACCAGGUAACUUUGGUCCAGGUGGACCAGGAGACUUUGGACCUCAUAACGACCACGGAGGACCAUUUCCUCCUAUGGGUCCCGGUCCAGGCCCAAUGGGUGGAGGACCACCUUUUGAUGGGCCUGGAAUGGGACCUGGUGGGCAGUUCCGUCCCCGUUUUGGACCUGGGCCUGGCCCUAAUUUCCCAGGGCCUCGAGGGAGGGGCAUGAGACCCCGUGGUAGGGGUGGCUUCCCUGAUCGAGGGCGCGGUGGACCCCCUGAUAGAGGGAUGGGCCCUAGGGGGCCAUGGAGAGGAGGAAGGGGUGGCAAUAAAAGUUCUGGUGGUCGGCAAGUGUGUUAUCACUUUCAGUCUGAAAGGGGUUGUAUGAGGGGAAACGAUUGCUUCUUUCUACAUCCUGGUAGCAACAAACCACCGUCAUGACGACGCUACUCCUGAAACCCCACCUCAACGUCUUGAUCCGUCCAUCACGAAAUUGAUAGGGGGAGGGGUAAAGGGCAUGCAACCAGAGGAUGACCGAAAGAGAGAUCUCAGAUCAUGCUAUGAAGGAGCUUUAGAGACAAGAGUUGGAAACAUCCAGAGAUUUUGAUCAUGGCCUUAAGAUAAAAAAAAAAACAUUGUUAACAGUUGCUGCCAUUUCCGAGAACUGUUUUAACGUGAAUGGAGGAAAUGGAGAAAGAAAUGUGACUUGCCAGUAGAACGACUCCAUUGCCAGUCAAUUCUUUAUGCUCUAGGGAAUAGAACGGAUUCGUUGUACCCUGAUUGCAGAUAAUCUCCAUUGUUAGGAGAAUCAUUGCUAAUAUGUAUGUUCUUGUUUCCACCUCACCGAGAAAGUGCUCUCUUCAUACAAAAUCUUCAUCCUUGGAAACUGUCUUCGAAGAUGGAAGAAGUCUACGUUCGAUUUGAUUCUUGGCCACGUACAGUUAUCAUGGAAAAUGUAUUCAGCAAGCAAACAAUAGGAGCUUCUCAAGUAUUGUCUUCACACUUACCUGGCGAAUUAUGUCUUCAGAGACCUUGGAAACUUCUUCAAUAAAUUGAAAAGAACUUUUGUUUUUAAUGUGUUAUACAACUCUUAUUCCAUUGGAUUUUUAAGACCAAAAUAAAACCUAUGGCUGUCUUGAAGAAAACUCCAUGAAAUUUGAUAUUUUCCAAAAUCAAAUCAGCUUCCAUACAAGAAAAAAAAAACAGUCAUGGACAGAGUAAGUGAUAAGAGUCGACACCAGAGGAUUGAGUCACACGAAGGAAAAGCUUCCGUGAACUGUGUACAUUUGACUCUGAUGACUGUGAUAUGAUAGACCAGUGUUUAAUCCAUUUCUGAAUAAGUAACAAGUUAUAUAAGAUGCAUCCAGUGUGAUAUAGUUCUUCUCCUAGACCUAGUUCCAACCGUUGUACUUGAUAGAAGUGAAUGGGGAUAAUUCAAAAAGAUGCGAGUAUACCUGUAUACGAACAGGUCUUGUCUGCAUAGAAAUGAAAGAUUAAAGAAGGGAUAUUACCCAAUAUCAUGCUGGAUAUAAUUAUCAAAAAUUAUUGAUUUUUAAAAGAAUUAUUGUAUUCCAAGUGCACAGAUAUUAUUAGCCCAAAUUUAGCUCCAGCUCCAGCCAAUUCUCUUUCAGAAAAAGAAAUACUCAAUGAUAUAUAUACGUCUAUUCCCAUAAAAGAUCCACUACCUGUUUCCCUAUCUCUGCACACGCAUACAUUUUCAUGUAAUGUUGAUGGUGCUAGGUCAAAUGCCAUGAUGUCCUCAAUUUAGCUCUAAAGAUUAUUGCAAUUAUCUGCCACAUAAUGAUGUUGAAAUCCAAUAGCCUUGGUAUUAUUUAACUAGCCUUGAGAAGCAGCUAGUUAAAACAAAAAUAAAGAAAAGAAGAUGGGUGGUAUUUUCUCAUGUGAGUGCUACUUCUUUUCACUUAAUUGAUAUCAAUGAAAGUAGAAAGGACUAGCCCCUAUCUCAUUCAUGAAUAAUGUAUUUUUUACAAAGCUGUAAAAUCUUACAGAAUUUCCAAAAUAAUUGUUCUAAAUUUGCUUGCUUAAUUUUGUGCAAAAUGAGUCCAUCAUUAAUUUGACAAUUCAUUACGCUGAUAUAGGUUACAUUAUUGAAUUUCAUGAUUUUUCAUAAAUUGAUUUGUGGUGCUAUGCCAGGCAGGCACAUUUCAGUGUUUGCCAAUUUGAUGAAUAUAACAAUGAGACAAAUGCUUGAUAUAUGUUGUGAUGUUUUGAAAACAAAAAUAUGUAUGCUUAUAGAGAGAGGAUUAUAUUUUUAUACAAUCAAUCAUGAAUUGUUUUUUGGCUUUUAUUUCGUCUUUAUGUGCUGCCGAAGGUUGGGAGUAUCUUUAUCCUAGUCUGCAGGCACAGACCCUAAUUGUAAUGAUUAAUUUGCAGGUCCUUGAGAGAAGCCUAUUCAUUGCAAGUAAAAAGUUGUAUAUUUAAGGCACUACAGUACAAAAAGACCAUUCAUCUAAGAUAGUUUACCGCUUUGAACACUAGAUAUUUAAUUAGAUGGACACAAAAAAGGGUUUGUGCCUGCAAAUUAUCUCAACCCUGCAUCUCAUGUUUGGAGACUGGUAAUCAGACUAUCCUAUUCUUCAUCCUUAAGGUAAGGAGAAAAUAUGGCUACACAUGUUAUGCCCUCAGAGCAUUCUCAUAACCAAAAAAGAAAAUUAAAAAGCUUUGAAUUGAACUGACAAACACAAGAUAUGAUUUCCACCCAUAUUUAAUGAAUAAAAAGGGGGUAAUUCUGAUUGGGACUUUGUAUAUCUUUUUGGUUUUUUUAACCUGCCCAGUUCAAUUAGAAAGAAGCAUAGUAAGAUAGUCAUAAUGUAAUACCAAAAGAUAAUUAACAAAAGUAAUAUGCAUACUGUUCACGGAAUUACACAUUCUAGUGUUAAGAGGGGAUGAAAAUAUCUUGUAUACAGCUUUGGGCGGUACAGAUAUGAAUAGAAGAAAAGAUUUAUGGUUUUCUUCAAAUAGUGAUACACCCAACACCAAAUCUGAGUAGAAAAUUACAUAAAUACAUUUUUUUUCUUGAAAAUUGUCGUCUUUUCAUUGUUUCUUUUCUUCUCCCUCAUUUCCUUCAUUUUUCCUCUCAAGCUUUAUUGUAUUAUCCUCACUUUAUUAUCUUUAAACCUGUUUUUCAAACUAUGCAACCUCACUUUUUGAUAGAAAAUUUUCCAUUUCAUAGAAGAAACCUAUUUGAAGGGGUUACAAAUUUCAUUUAUUUAGGCAAAUAUAUAUAUUAAACAAUAGAGUAAAGGGGCAGAAAAAAUGGCACAUGAAAGAAUGAUACGAACAUAUGCCCAGCCCCUUCAGAAAAAAACACCGUCACACAUUGAAAAGAGGGGGGGGGGGAAUGGAACAUAUGUCUAAACUCGUAUCAUAAGCAUGAAAACAGUUCAUUUUAAGUAACUGAUUGAAAUUACUGAACCAAUUUUAUAGUAACUGAGACUAGCAAACGCAUAUUACAGUCUACUAGAUGAAAGGGGGGUGGUAAUUGGGUAAUUACACCCUUUCACGACCGGGUUCGUCCCCCUUUUUUGGAGGGGGGCUAGAUUUUGGAUAUUGGUCAUUAAUGCUGUAAAUGCAAAUCAAAUAACAAUGAUGAUAAAGACCCCCGUAAUCCAACCCCUAUGCCACCGUAGAUUUAUUAUUCACUACCCUAAAACAAUUACAUAUCUCACCCCGCCCCAAUUUCUGGUCAUUCUGUCACUCUUCAAAUGCGCUUUUUGCGUGGGUCAAACCAUUUACAAUCUUUAUUUCGCACGCAAAUUAUUUAUGAAAUGCUGGAUUUUUGAGCCUCCCAAAUGUCUCUCCUUAAACAUUUAUUUUCUAAAAGUCUGAAAAUACAUGAAAAAAUAUCAAAUCGGGCUGGUGAUACAAUUCCUUUUGUUGAUGUUGAUGAUCAUGUUGAUUAGAAGAUCUUGCGAACAGCGAGAAAUGUUACAAAAUAAUUUUCUUUGUGUACCUAUGGAUACGCAACAUUCGAUUCAAAGUGAUUUUGAAACGUAGUGACGUGCGCUAAUAUUUUACAUCUUAGAGUUGGCUUAUAAAUGAACAAUUGCUAUGCAGAUUUCUAGAAUUUUUGAAUCCGCCAUUUUUAUUUGUUGAUCUUUGUAAAUGUCGAAUCAUAUUUGUUCUAUUUGUGAGCUUCAUGUAGCCUAAACGCCAGGCAUUUGGCAUGUGUUGUAAAAAUGUCACCGAUAUGUUACGAAUUAAAGAUAUUGCAUUAUUUGUA
Lytechinus variegatus (green sea urchin) is the source of this 6747-nucleotide messenger RNA. RefSeq names its product serine/threonine-protein phosphatase 1 regulatory subunit 10-like (gene ppp1r10). Lineage: Eukaryota; Metazoa; Echinodermata; Echinoidea; Temnopleuroida; Toxopneustidae. Gene Ontology annotation, cellular component: nucleus. The transcript has 20 exons. The record is from RefSeq and is a predicted model, not a curated record. Gene Ontology annotation, molecular function: metal ion binding. Bases 237 to 2945 code for a protein of 902 amino acids.